Messenger RNA from Rotaria sordida, 2625 nucleotides. The record is from the annotation of a GenBank genome assembly. NCBI's taxonomy places the organism in Eukaryota, Metazoa, Rotifera, Eurotatoria, Philodinida, Philodinidae.
AUGGAGAAAUUCUUUCAAAAGCAAAUAAAUCGUGAAACAACAACAACAACAGCAGAUGUUAUUAAUGAUGAUGUACAAGAACAAGAGGAGGAGUGUUCUACUGUUGUCUCUCCGUCGCUAUCUUCAUUAAGUUACCCUCAUGUAUCACCUCCUUCGUCAAUUUCUAUUCGUACAAGUCCAACAACAAAUUCGGUUUCGGAUCAAUUAGCAUUAGUGAUGGAACAAUUAAAAAAAAUGACAAAUGCAAUUGAUCAAAUGAGUUCAGAAAAAACAAAGGUUCGAUUAUUAUCAUCAUCUUCUCAAUCAAAUGAUUUAGAACAAAUGUUUCAAAAUAUCACAUGUUCUAAUGAUUUAUAUAUGCUAAAACAUUUUGAAAUAAAUAGUCAGUUGAAUACCAUCACAUGUAUACCUUGUUUUAAAUUUAAAAAACAAGCACCAAAACAUCUGUUAAGUACAAUUAAAUCCUCAUUUGGUAUACUUGAGUAUGUUGAACAAGAUCCGCAUCAGAUUCAAUCCCAACGAUUCAGAAGUUUGAAGAGAAAUUUAAAAUUACAUUAUGAAAAUAGACUUCGUAUAUGGUGUGUUGAAGAAGACGAAAAAGUCAAACAAGAAUUACAUGAUUUUAUUAGAAAAAAUAAAAAAGCUGGGUUCAAUAUUGGUAGAGCAGCGUUAUUUUGCAUUCGAAAUGGUUUGGGUGGUCUUAAAUUUGUGCAUACAUUGAAUUUAUUAGAUCUAUGUGGUGCUUCUAUUGGAACUUAUAGACAUAGUCGAUGGUUUUUUCAAGAACUUCGAAAUUCUAUGGCUACAUCUAUGAAACAAAGAGUUAUGGAAUAUUUAAAAUCAGUCGAUCCAAUUACACGACAACAACGACCAAUUGGUAUUACAUUUGAUAAAGUAACAUUGUUAAAAAGGACUUUGCAAGUAACAAUGCUUGUCAUAAUGAUUGAUGGACAAUUAACACCUAUUUAUUUAAAAUCAUCUUUAUGUAAAACCGAAUUAUCAGGUGAAGAAUUAGCUGCUAAUUGUGUUCAUGUAUUAGAAUCUUUUGGUUUAACUAAAUCUAUGUUACAGGACAAAUUAACUGGUGGUGCUGUCGAUGGUGCCUAUAUUCAUAUGAACAUAAAUGAGCAUUUAUGUAAUAAUAUAGGGAUUCAACAGAAUUGGUUAACAAUUUCAUGGGAUGUUGCUCAUUUAUUGGAAUUGGCAAUUGGUGAUACACAAAACCAAAAAAAAUUUAAUUGGUUACAAAUGAUCAUUAAAACUUGUGCUGAAGUGAUGAAAAAAUAUUCGUAUGGUAAACAGUAUGAAUUUCUUAUUGAAGCAGCAGAAGAGAUACAAGAAGAUAUUUUACAACCUAAACAAUUUCACGUAACUCGUUUCGUUAGUUCUCAGUUACGUGUUUAUGAAACAAUAUUGAGAAACUGGAAAACUUUAUACGUUUUACAAGAAAAAGAUGAUGUAAACAUGGCAUUAAGUCAUGGUGAUAUUAGUACAAGAACGAGACAAAAACUUGAUGCUCAACAAAAACCAGGCGAUAAAGAUGUUGAUAGUGUAGCGGUAAAUAAAUAUCCAUGGGAAUAUGAUUAUUCAAUUGAAUAUUUACAAGAACGAUUAACUAAAUAUGGAGAAUUAUUGGAAACUUUGAAUUUUAAAUCAGCACAAGAUGUUGAAAAUUUAGAAAAAUUUGAUUUAGAUAAAUUAGUUUAUUCAACAGCUACUGAUGAUUUUGAUGUUGAUGAAGAUGAGUAUGACGCAACAAAAGUACAAAAAAAACAAUCAAUAACUUUAUUGGAACAAUAUUAUCAUGAUUUAUUAAAAUGCGAAUUUCAGCAACUUCCAAUCACUAGAAGAGGUGGUGAUUAUGAAUUAGAAGAUCCAACUAAACAUAUACGACAAAAGCUAAUCGAGUUAUGCCAACAUCUAUCAGAAUCAAUUGCUAAACGAUUUGAAGAUAUUCCAGAAAUUUUUGUAUUAAUGAAAAACUGUUUAGAUGUUGCAUUUUUAUAUCAACAAGUAGUAUUGGAUAAGACACAAACAAUUGUUGAUUAUGGCAAAAGUGAAUUGCAAAAAUUAAUUGAUUUUACUGUAUCAAAUUCAAAGAAACUGAUAAAUGCGCCUGUUAUUCAAGGUCAAUAUUUAGAGUGGAAACAACAUUGUUUAAAUGAAAUACAAGAUAAAGAUAUGUUUAGUGUUUGGACAACUAACGGGAAAAUAUUGACAUCCAAAGUGAUGAAAACAUUUUACACUAAUACAGAUUUAUCGGAAGGAAUAAAUGAUUUUCUUCAUUUUUAUUCAUUAAUGAUAUUAAAAAUUAGAAGUGAAGCUAUUUGUGAAUCAGCAGCAUCGAUAUUAAAAGGGCAUAUUCACAAUAACCGUUCAUUACAACACAAAUCUUUGGAUGAUGAAGUAUUUCUUCAUUGGAAUGCUCCACCGUUGCAUUUAGCUGAUAAAUUUAUUGAACAAUCAAUAGAUGAUUAUUUUAUAAACAAAAAGGACAAAACUUGGUUAUUUUAUAGGAAAAGUGAACAAUAUCAACCAUGGAGAUUAUUAUCUCCUGGUUCACUCGUGUUGAAUCGUUUCCGAAGUGAACAAGUACCAAGACUACCAGAAUUAAUUGACGAUUGA